This is a messenger RNA of Haemorhous mexicanus (house finch), 1116 nucleotides long. RefSeq names its product NK3 homeobox 2 (gene NKX3-2). Gene Ontology annotation, cellular component: nucleus. The transcript is spliced from 2 exons. Gene Ontology annotation, molecular function: RNA polymerase II cis-regulatory region sequence-specific DNA binding; DNA-binding transcription factor activity, RNA polymerase II-specific. Lineage: Eukaryota; Metazoa; Chordata; Aves; Passeriformes; Fringillidae. The record is from RefSeq and is a predicted model, not a curated record. Gene Ontology annotation, biological process: cell differentiation; regulation of transcription by RNA polymerase II. Bases 118 to 993 code for a protein of 291 amino acids.
CUCCCGGCGGCAGAACAGGGCCCGGCACCGGCGCGGCGGCGGCCGGCGAUGCGGUCUCCCAGCUGAAGGCGCGGCACGGUCCGCUGCUCGCCCGCGGGGCUUGCCCGUCGCCGGGCCAUGUCCGUCCGCGGCGGCAACGCCCUGACGCCUUUUUCCAUCCAAGCCAUCCUCAACAAGAAGGAGGAGCGCGCCCGCCACGCGGCGGGGCGGCCGCCGCUCCCGGGGGCGGCCGGCGGCUGGCGGCUGUGCGGCGCCGCCGAGGACUCGCAGCUCCCCGCGCCCGCCGCCCGCGCCCCGGCCCCGCGGACACCGGUGGGCUGGGACUCGGACUCCGCUCUCAGCGAGGACCCCGAGGGCGAGCGGCGCUCCGAGGAGGAAGGCGCCGGUGGCAGCGCCCGCCCCGCAGAAGCCACGGGCGGGGAACGGCCGGCGGAGGAGGAGGCGCAGCUCCCGGAGGCGGCGGAGCGGGACACCACCGGCCUCAGCGACAGCGAGAUGUCAGCCGCCGUCUCAGAUCGCAGCCCUCCGGAGGAAGAGGACGGAGCGGGCAAGUGCGGGAAUCUGCUGCCGGGGGAGGAGGAGGCAGCGGCGGCUCCGAAACCGCGGAAGAAGCGCUCUCGCGCAGCCUUUUCCCACGCGCAGGUCUUCGAGCUGGAGCGGCGCUUCAACCACCAGCGCUACUUGUCCGGGCCCGAGCGGGCCGACCUGGCCGCCUCGCUGAAGCUCACCGAGACGCAGGUGAAAAUCUGGUUUCAGAACCGGCGCUACAAGACCAAGCGGCGGCAGAUGGCCGCCGACCUCCUGGCCGCCGCCCCCGCCGCCAAGAAGGUGGCCGUCAAGGUGCUGGUGCGCGACGACCAGAGACAGUACCACCCUGGCGAGGUGUUGCGUCCGCCCUCGCUGCUCUCCCUCCAGCCGUCCUACUACUACCCCUACUACUGCCUUCCCGGGUGGGCUCUAUCCACCUGCGCCGCGGCUGCCGGCACCCAGUGAGAGGCACACAUACACAGCCCCCCGGCCCCAACACCCCCAGCAUACACACUGGCAGCCAGGAAACCCAUCUUCCCUCUGCCACCCCCCCAUCCAUCAAUCCGUCCGUUCAGCUUCUCAAGUCCA